This is a messenger RNA of Daktulosphaira vitifoliae (grape phylloxera), 1807 nucleotides long. RefSeq names its product divergent protein kinase domain 2A-like. Lineage: Eukaryota; Metazoa; Arthropoda; Insecta; Hemiptera; Phylloxeridae. The transcript is spliced from 4 exons. Bases 73 to 1347 code for a protein of 424 amino acids. The record is from RefSeq and is a predicted model, not a curated record.
UCUAAAGAUUAUCUUGCUUAUUAUUAUUAUCAAUUUUUUAAAUUAUUUGAUGCUCAUUAGUUAGACUUAUACAUGUCUCUUAAAAUACUACUUAUUACACUCACAAUUACUCUUAUAGCUUUUAUAGCUAAUCAAAAUAUCUUCGAAUAUCAACGAUUCUAUAAUUCGUUUGAAAAAAAGUUAAACUCAACAUCAUGUCCGCUUUGUUUAGGCAUGGACUUUUGUCACAAUCUACAAUAUUUUGAAUUUAACCAUGAGAGGUAUAAAGUAACUAAUUUUGAUCAUCAAAAUAAAUUUUUAUACAUUUUUUGGGGAAUUAUACAUAUAUUGAAGCAAUGGCUUAUAAGGAACAAUAAAAUAUUUUUUGGAAAAAUAAAUUUAAAAAAUGGAACUACAUUACCACUAGUGGCAAAAAGAACUGAAAAUGAAAAAACUAAACAAUUUUUGGAAAAAGUUACAGAACUUGUUGAUGUAAAUUCUUUAAAUUCAAUUGAACAACUAAAAAUUUUACUAACUGGUACAAAUCUACCUUUUAUUGAUAAUGGGUUAGUUGUGUGUUCAAAAAAUGCCAAAAGGUCAUUCUCAUUGAUUUUUGAUUUAAUCAAAUUGUCAAUCGAUUCUAAUAACAAUAAAAAUAUCAGAUUAUGGUUAGAAUUGUAUACAGCCAUACAUUUAUCACCUGAAAUAAUACUACUCAAGAUUUUAAAAUUAAAGUCUUAUGUACCUAUUAUUUUUGGUACAUGUGGUAAUUAUUAUUUUGUUGAAGAUUGUGGUCAUACACUACAAUAUUAUAUUGGAAAAUUAAGAUUGAAUAUGAGGAUGCAGAUUGUCUAUGAGCUACUUAAGUUAGCCCUAGAACUUACUGAUGGUACUGCUCAUCGCGACUAUUCAUUUUACCUCACUGAUUUAACAGCAGAUAAUAUUGCCAUUCAAAUAGAUAGCUCUACAGGGUUAUUAUUGUCUUUGAAAAUUAUAGAUUGGAGUGAUGUCAUUGUUGUUUCUAAUAAAGAAAAUAGAUUUAAGUGUAAAUUAAAUUUUCAUUACAGUGAAUGUAUUGAAUGUUGUCCAGGUUGUUUAAUUUAUUCUGAAGAUGACAUAUGUAAAACAAGUUAUAGUGACCAUAACAUAUACGCUGUAUGUCAGGAAUUUUUAAGCUCUGGAGAAAGUAUAUUACCAGAAAUAACCAAUACAAAUAUACUAGAAAAUAGCAAUUAUGCAGAAUUUCAGACACUUAUCAAAAAUUGUGUUUGUGAUAGAUCAACAGAACAUCAAGUUAUUAGAAAUAGAUUGAAUACAGCAAAAUUAAUGAUUACUUUACUUGAAAAAAUAUUAAAAAUUACUUUUUAAAUUAAUUUUUAUUAUUUAUUGAAAAAUAUAAUAUAAAAUAAAAAUCUAUUUUACAACUUUUAAAAGAAAGUAUACUCCCCCAAUUUUUAUUGUUAAGAUUAAAAUGAUUAUUUAAAUAUACAUUUUUUUGUUUAAAUAAUAAAAUAAUUUAGUAUAUUUCAUUCAAUCCUUCAUUAAUGGAUAAUUUUUAAUAAUUAUUAAUAAUACCAUAUACUACUUCAUAGUCUCAAGAAUAAAGAAAUAUCAGGGAUUAACUAAUUAAGUUAUUAUUAAAAAAGUUUUUUGUUUUUAAGGUGACAAUCAUCAAAUAAUAUAAAAAAUCUAUACAGGUAUUUUUAAACUAAAAUUGUAAAGCAUUUUUUAAUUUAGCUAAAAUAAAGAUUUAUAAUAACAAACAAAUAUGAAAUAUAAUUUUUUCAGUGAUUUAUGUUCCAAUUAUAUAAUUCUGUUUUAUCUCAUA